GGCAUCGGAGGAGGAGGCUGGGCAAGUGAAACAAUGUCUCACUGAGUAUGAGCGUAUCUCAGGGCAGUUGGUUAACUUCAAUAAAUCUAGUAUCUGUUUCAGUUUGAACACCACUCUUCAGGUUCGGCAGUCUCUUGCUUCGAUUUUUGGGGUAGUCCAGGCUGAGAAUUUUGGUAAGUAUUUGGGGCUACCCUCUUUUUUGGGAAGAGAUAAAGUAAGAGUGUUCUCUUAUAUUGAAGAUAAAAUUCGAUGUCGGAUUCGAGGUUGGGGAAAGAAGUUGCUAUCCAAAGCUGGGAAGGAGAUCCUAUUGAAAACAGUGGCUCAGGCAAUGCCUUUAUAUGCGAUGAGUGUAUUCCUUUUGCCUCGUGUUACUUGCCAGAGAAUUGAGCGCCUUUUGAACUCCUUUUGGUGGGAGAGUAAAGGAAUUAACUCUUCAGGUAUUCAUUGGAUGUCUUGGCAGCGUCUAUCAGCCCCUAAGAAGUUCGGGGGAUUGGGUUUUAAACAAAUACGUGAAUUCAACGUGGCCAUGAUAGGUAAACAAGGAUGGCGCCUCUUAACGAAACCGGAAGCACUUGUGACUAAAGUAUUCAAAGCUAUGUACUUUCCCAAAACAUCAUUCCUGGAAGCCCAGUUGGGAAGUAAUCCAAGCUACUGUUGGAGGAGCAUACUGGAAGCAAAAAAUUUGAUUUCAAAUGGAGUGAGGAAGCGGAUUGGAGAUGGAUCUAACACUCUUGUGUGGGGAGAUCCAUGGCUGGCCGAUAGGGUGAAUCCCUUUAUUCUCACUCCCCGACCUCCUUUUAUGCCUAAUCUUCCUGUUUGUUUCUUGUUGAAUCAUGAUGCAGGUGGAUGGAAUUUAGAAGUUGUGCAAAGUUUAUUUUGCCCUAGAGAUGUGGACCAGAUCAGUAGGGUGCCACUUCAACUAGAUAGUGAGGACAAAUGGUAUUGGGCAGGAGAGACGCAUGGGGAGUACUCCGUCAAAGAGGCUUAUCGUCGAUUGGUUGGCGAAGCUACGUCAACUCCUGAUUUCUCUCGAUGGGGUCAGAUCUGGCAGAUCCCAAUUGCUCCUAAAAUUAGAAUCUGCCUUUGGCGUACAAUUAGAAAUAUCCUUCCGGUCAAGGUGGCGUUGAUUACUAAAGGCGUGGAGAUCGAGAUUGAAUGUCCAGUUUGUGGCGGUGCUGCAGAAACCAUUGAUCAUAUAUUUCUUCAAUGUCCUUUGGCUAUUGGAGUCUGGAACUUAUUGGGAUGGUCCCGUCAUCUUGUACAGACAGAAUCAUUGGUUGAAUGGAUGGAAUACCAAUUUUCAAAGCUUUCUAUUAAGGAACUUAAGUUGGUAGCCGAAGUUAUAUGGGCAAUUUGGAGAGCCAGAAACAAGGCGGUUUGGGAUCAUUACAUCCCUUCACCGCAAUCUGUGGUAAGCUGGAUCAUAGAAGUUUUACUAGAGCCGCCAAACAAAACUGGUCAAAGUGGAAGACAGGAGUCGAUGCAAGUGUCCCCGAGAUCAGAGCACAGAGUCUUUCGAUGUUAUGUGGAUGCAGCCAUAUUCCCUUCCUCUAAAGAGGUCGCUUUUGGGAGCGUCAUCUUUGAUCCGGGAGGUUCCUUCUAUGCUGCUAUAAAUAGAAUGAUGCAAUGUCCUUUAGAACCGGUGAUAGCAGAGGCUAUGGCAUGUAGAGAAGCUCUUACCUGGGCUAGAGCUAACGAGAUCCAAGACAUGGAGCUCCUUACGGAUUGCAGAUGGGUUGCGGAAGCUCUUUGUGAAAGAAACAUCCAGGUUUUUUCUUAUCUUGGAACUAUAAUAAAAGACUGUAAGGCUCUUUUAGCUCAGUUUAAUUCGGCAUUGGUUGCUCAUAUUCCUCGGGAAGAUAAUGGUAUCGCUCAUACACUUGCUCGUAGUGCGAUAACUCAAUCUUCUACGUGGAAUACAUCUCCCCCGGAUUGUAUUUCUCAUUUAUUGGAAUAAUAAUGAAAUUUGAUUGCCUUCAAAAAAAAAAUCGAGCUCCAUCAUAACUAUUGGCCUCGUUUAUUAAUGAUCAAAGCGUUUACAAUUUUGACGAAACAAACAACCAUAGAAAAACUUAUUUUGGGAUUGACAUAUAUUGCUCACUAUAUCUCAUAUCUUUUUUUCAUUUUGAAUUUUAUAAUCAAUAUUUUAAAACUUU
Molecule: messenger RNA, 2156 nt
Organism: Cuscuta campestris
Lineage: Eukaryota; Viridiplantae; Streptophyta; Magnoliopsida; Solanales; Convolvulaceae
Source: the annotation of a GenBank genome assembly